Molecule: messenger RNA, 944 nt
Organism: Mya arenaria
Lineage: Eukaryota; Metazoa; Mollusca; Bivalvia; Myida; Myidae
Product: U11/U12 small nuclear ribonucleoprotein 35 kDa protein-like
Exons: 2
Coding region: 65-805 (246 amino acids)
Biological process (GO): mRNA splicing, via spliceosome
Cellular component (GO): precatalytic spliceosome; U12-type spliceosomal complex
Molecular function (GO): mRNA binding; snRNA binding
Source: RefSeq, a predicted model, not a curated record
CUUUAUUACACUUUCUCAUCUAUAUCUUGCUUUGUUUUGUGAAAAAAGGUCCUGAGUGUCCAAGAUGACCCAAUGGUCAGCAGUCGCUACCACAUAUGAUCCUCUGAAAGCUGGCAGCAUCGAUGGUACAGAUGACGAGCCACAUGACCGUGCCAUUGCACGGGCAAUGGGCGCCAAGUACAAGCCCAAUAAAAAUGUAGUGGGAGACCCUGAAUGCACUGUAUUUGUUGGAAGGCUAAGUCCUAACACUGAUGAAGAAAUGCUGGGAAGACAUUUCAAGUCUUAUGGUAAAAUAAAAAGGUUUCGUCUGGUAAGAGAUAUCGUGACAGGAUUCUCAAGGUGCUAUGGUUUCAUUGAAUUUUAUGACCGAGAGGAUGCCUACAAUGCUCAAAGAGAUGGAGAUAAGACAAUAUUAGAUGAGAAGGAAAUAUAUGUUGAUUUUGAGUGUGGAAGAACAUUGAAAAGCUGGAUUCCUCGUAGACUUGGUGGUGGAAUUUGUGGCAAGAAAGAAUCAGGACAGCUUAGAUUUGGAGGAAAAAACAAACCCUUUAAGAGACCAUUUAAUAUUAACAGCAUCCAGAAUCAAGAAGGAACAACAUUUCGUGAGAGACUUCAGGCAGCUGAGGGUGGAGAACAAAUAGACAGAGACAGAUCCUAUAGGUCAGACAGGGCAAGAGUCAGGGAGGACAGACAUGGAGAGGGAAGGUACGAGUCAAGGUCAACAUGCAGAGGUCGUAGAUCAAGGUCACGAGAUAGACACUAUAGAAAGAAGGAUCGUAGAUCUCGCUCAAGAGAAAGAAGAUGAUCAAGAAGCUGGAUCUGACAUUAUUGUUAACAUGUGAACUGAUUGUUGAACUAAUACAGAACUAUAGAACUGUCACCAUUUUUUUAUUUGCCUAUAACUCAUAUCAAUUGUACAUUAAAGCAAUCCUCAUAAUAGAUCA